AUGACCACUCGUAAUCGAACAGUCCCUACAGCCACUAGGGGAGACGAUACCAAGCAAUGGCCACAGAAUGAGUUGGAGCCGAGCAGGCCUCGCCAGACGAUGGCCACCACCCAGCGACACAACAUCGAACAGAAGAGCCAUGGUGACGGUCCCCGGCGGCACCACACCUCUUCCAGAGUGGUCGACUCGACUUCUGCACUUGAUUCUGCCCACCGCAAACAUUCGAGUAGGCACCAUACUGGUUCUGCCGCGCCCUCGAACCCGUAUGGUACCUCCGCCCAAUCUCAGAACCAUGUAGCGUCCGGCGCUACGCCAGUAGCAACUUCGCGGUCCCGCCAUGCUACUGACGACUACCAUACUUACGCCAAGCGACAGACAGAGAAGCGCAGCCCGCGGUCAUCUAACGAGAGAAUUGCUUUUGCGGAGGAGCCUAAGGCUUCCAAAUCACCUGCACAUUCGCGGAGUGGGUAUCCUCCUGCCCCCACUGCUCAGGGCUCGGCCUCGACGCAGACACAUUGGCUGGCUCCUCCGCAGGUGACGUCCGACUUUUCUGCCUCUCGGCACCAGAGAGAUCGCGACAGAGACAAGGAGCGGGAGCGGGAGCGAAGGAGGGCGGAGAAGGAGCGCUCAAAGGAUAUGGAAAGAGUGAAGGAGAAGGACCGAGAUCAAGACCGACGACGGGAUAAGGAGCGUGAUAAGGAGCGCUCUAGCAGGGAUCCUGGAAGGCAGAGGGAGAAGGAGAAGUCAAAGGAUCGCGAAGGUAGAAAGAGGGACGAAUACAGGAGUGCUGAACGUGCAAACUCUGCCGCUCUUCAAGCAUCCUCAAGCCUGCAAACCGCCCAGAGGGUGCUGCACACGGAUGAUCGGCCGCCAACAGGACGACUUGCGAAUCAACCAUCUCAGUCGAGCUAUUCGUAUGCGUUGGACCAAACGUCUAUCCGUGCGGUUCCUGGAGCUUCGACAGCUGCAGUCCAAUCAGAGACUGUAUCGUAUGGAGGACAGCAUCCCUCCCACAGCAGUGCUCAGGUCCGCGCGCAUGACCGAGAGAGGAGUUCUUCUCGUCCUCAUCGCUCACAUCGAGACAGGUUGGCUGGGCCGAAUGGUCAAGAUUCGGGGAUGUCAAGCAGUGAACAGGAACAGUCUACCAGAGAGCGUUUACGGUCUUCUGAGCGACGACAUGCCACGCGAGACUACAACGUUGACGGGCAACCAUCUGGCCCCUCAGGUAGUGAGACAGAGCGAGGCAGCAUACGAGAGCGCCGGAAGGUCAACCGCUUAAAUACCGACGCAAGUGGCCAUGCAAGAGUCGUCCCCACUAACGAGACGAGUUCUAAGCAAAUGACCUCCUAUCCUGUAGCAGUGCAUCAGGAUGCUGCUAUUACAUGGGGCCAACAAGCGAGGUCCGCCUCACAUUCUCGGGAAUCUCCCCGACGCCUAGCGGGGAAUUUUCCAUUACCUGGGAUUGGGGCACAAGCGCAUUUUGUUGGGUUGUCUCAGACCCAGCCUACUGUACCCGUAGGUCCAAUAUCUCAGCGAUACAUACCACAGAUAGUCAGUAUUCGGGCUGGUCAGGGUCCUGCCGAUCCUCAAACUCCAGUUAUGCUCCCGAAGUCGUCAAGCACACCCACGAUUAAUCGCGCACAAGAAAUACUACCCCUGGACCAGGUAUCGCACGAAGUAAUUCCUCGAUCCGUGGUUACGAAUCAGCCGUACAAUAGUUAUACUCCUGAUGCGCCGCCAGCCGGAAACUUGCAUCCUGUGCAGCAAGCCAUACGGUCGGUUGAAGGGAUAGUGCGACCUUCAUCGUCUGCUGCUCGUCGAGCCGCUACAACAGGACCUCCGACAAUGUCUGCUCCAAAUUAUGUAAAGCAUCAGUAUCAAGAGCAGCCGUAUGCUUCUCGCACAAGCCUUGAGGAGCGGGUCCAUGUUGGUAGACCUGGAGUCCAAGAUACGGCCGUCGAUGGUGGACAACACGGUCAACUGGAAGGUCAGGCAGCAAUGCGGACUGCGCAGAAUCUCCACGCAGAUGCCUCCCGUUCACCAGCACCACUGUAUUCCGGGAUGUCUCCUACCGAUCCGCAGUAUGCCUCAUAUAGUGCGAGUCAUGGUAGCCUGCGACGUAAAGCCAGUGCCUCUAAAGCGACUAUUGCACCACCUGGCUCGGACUCCUUGUUCACCGGCGCCAACGUUUCUUCAGCGCAUUCAGCGACCAUUUCAGUUCAGUAUGCUGCAGGUCCUCAAGCAAAUGGCCAGGUGUUCGACCCGCGAUCUCCGAAGUCAUCUAUCGUUCCGCCUCCGACGGUAAUGGUUGCUCAAGCCACUUUUUCGCCCGCUCCUCACUCAGCACCACCCGUUAUGCAACACCAAGAGGGAUUUGUAGGUCAAUCGCCCGCUCGGUAUGCUCAGUCGGCAUUGGCGCAUGCUGCGCCGACCGGAUAUUCUCCGUCACGCAGAGGACAAAUGGUGUCACAUUCACCCGGCAUGCCAAAUGUCAUCCCACCAGGUUCCACGCCGAGGCAAUCUGCGUCGGCUCGCCUGCAUUCUCAGCGAAAUGGGUCCAAUGACACCAUCGCUCAAUCGCCCGCGCCCCGACCCUCCCCACCUAUGAGCGCUUCGCAGCAGCCCACGAUGAAUCCUUCUAGUUCUGCUCACUCGCAUGUUAAUACAUCACGUCCUGACACGACCCCUUCACGACAACAUCAUGACUUGACUUCCGGAUACCCAGAGCCCGUCCGUUAUCGCUCGCCUGCUUCAUCUACAUACCCCAAUGGGUCAGCCUAUCCUGCCGUCCUUACCCAGUCGCAAUCUUCGAAUGCUUACCCUUCAUACGCUUCUCGAUCCGCUACUCAUCCAACUGCUUCCUCAGCACCCUCUGACAAUGCGGAAACGCAGCGCGGUGCGUUCAUCACAGGCCAGCAAUCUAGAGCUGGACCAGAUACUGCGCAGCAUCCAGAAUACGCUCCACGCGUCCAGGAUCAUCCGGUUGGACCGUCACCUAUGUCGACGACAGGAAGUCAUCGUAUGCCUCCUCGAUCAGCGCCGUCGCCCUCCCCGACUAUCACUGGGCGACAACAAUAUGCUUUCCCUUCCCCUGGAACUAGGUCACCUCAGAUGGUCCCCUCAUCCCCAGCACCAGUACGAAGUAACACGUUCACGCCGGCGACUCGCCGCCCCGAUCCUACACCUUUGUCAGGCCCUGGUCACACUCGCACGGCGUCGGAGCCUCAGUAUAGUACAGUCACCAGCCGUGCAGCGUCCUCAAAUGGCGUCUCUGCACAUGCGAAAUCUCGGUCAGAUUCGCGAGCCGUAUCCGGUACUGCCCAUGAACAGGAUCUCCUACUGACACCUUCGUCUUUGGCGCCAUCUAUGCUACCUCGUCAACCAUCUACUGCGUCUACUGCGAUGCCUGCUGUCUCUCAGUCUACGAAGGAGAAGUCAGCUAAGGAUGCAAGGAAGAGGGGCGGCUUCUUUAGUCUGUUCAGGUCUAGGUCCUCUCCUCCCAAGCGGCAGGAAGAACAGACCACGAAAGUAACCCCUUCUGGAUCCAGGCCUGCAGAACAGCAGCGGCCGCGAAAGGUUUCCGCUCCUGUGAUUUCAUCCGUCCAGCACGUCCAGCCUUCCUACGCUCAGGCGUCUCCAAACCAAACCUCCUACGUGCGAUCACCCUCAACUCAGGCGUCAUACAUGCAUACUACUCCUACUCAAGCGCAAUUCAUGCAACUUCCACCUGAUACACAGGUUACAAAUGGAAGUGUCAAGUACGCUGCGCCCAAUGGUGUGCAGUACGCUUCGACUGCGGGCCGAGACAAACCGCGCGAGACUUCAAGUGUUCACAGGUACCACGCGCCUCCCACUGCUACGCCAGCACAGGCGCCAUCGAGGAUGUUCACGCCAUUUAGGCUGCUCUCCAAGCAUCAUCGCACAGUUUCGGCUGCAUCAGUGGAAGCUGAAGCUGGAACUGCCGCUAAUACUGUAAUUACCGGGGCAGGUUCAACACGCAGCUCUACGGCUGGCAGGUUGUCGCCACCCUUGCGAGACCCAAUGCUUGCAACUCAGGAUUGGAGGAACAAAGAGGAGGCUGAAUUUGCGGAUCGCGGGACGUGGCGCAGGCGCCGCCCAGGAGUAACGUUUGAUCUCGAAGAUGAGCUUACAGAAUUGUCGGCGGAGCCGUCAACCGUUCGUCCUCCCCGGAAGAGCUCUCGACGACCCUCGCAGAACGAGGAUUAA
This is a messenger RNA of Fibroporia radiculosa, 4227 nucleotides long. RefSeq lists its product as uncharacterized. The transcript is spliced from 6 exons. NCBI's taxonomy places the organism in Eukaryota, Fungi, Basidiomycota, Agaricomycetes, Polyporales, Fibroporiaceae. The coding region runs from base 1 to 4227 and encodes 1408 amino acids. The record is from RefSeq and is a predicted model, not a curated record.